AUGACCAACAGCCUGGGCGCCUCGAAAGCUUAUGCCAAGAGUGAACUGCUCUACAUGCCCAUUAUCGGCUGGGUCUUUUACUUUGGCGAGUUUAUCUUUCUGAAGCGCGACUGGCGCAACGACGCCAAGAGCAUUGGCCCCUCGCUGGACACACUGAUGAAGUCGCCCUACCCCAUGCUGCUGCUCAUCCUCCCUGAAGGCACCCGAUUUACACCGGAAAAGUAUGCCGCCGGAAUGGCGUACGCCAAGGAGCACGGCCUCGACGUCAAAUUGAAACAUCAUCUUCUUCCUCGUGUGAAAGGAUUUGCCAACUCUCUACGCCAUCUCCAGUCCAACUACAAGGGUAGCUUUGGCCUGUACCACAUUCAAGUCCUGUCACGUUCCACCGAAGGGGCAGGCGCCUUUGAGCCGACGCUCACCAACUUCUUUGCCGGCAAGCCGAUGAAGGUGGACUGCUACAUUGAGCGAAUUAGUAAUGAGAAGCUGCCGGCUGCCGAAGCAAGCGACGAGGAGCAGGCCAAGUUUCUCUACGAUGCCUUCGAGCACAAGGAUAAGCUAAUUGAAAGCCAUCGAGAGCAUCAUCGCUUUCCAACGUCGUUAAUGACAGUGAAGAAGCGAAUUUAUGCGGGAAUUUUCCUCAUUAUCAACCUUCUACAAAACUCGCAAUACGGCGCCAAGAAGAGCAACAAAGCAGGGGGAAAGCAGAGCAUGAAAAAUAAUGGAACCACCACUACUGCUACAAAGAAUGGAGGCUUCGCAAAGGACAAUUAA
Molecule: messenger RNA, 771 nt
Organism: Rhagoletis zephyria (snowberry fruit fly)
Lineage: Eukaryota; Metazoa; Arthropoda; Insecta; Diptera; Tephritidae
Source: RefSeq, a predicted model, not a curated record